Messenger RNA from Chlamydomonas reinhardtii, 7742 nucleotides. RefSeq lists its product as uncharacterized. The transcript has 12 exons. The record is from RefSeq and is a predicted model, not a curated record. Bases 486 to 7283 code for a protein of 2265 amino acids. Lineage: Eukaryota; Viridiplantae; Chlorophyta; Chlorophyceae; Chlamydomonadales; Chlamydomonadaceae.
CAAAAGCGGCAUACUUUGUUUGCUCGUGGCGGGACUCUGUGUACCCUGCUCCUCUUCGCGCGCUUUCAGCAUUUUUAGAUACCAAAGACAUCAUGAUGAGUUAUGAUAAUUUGCACGCACAGACUGUUACCCCACACUGCAGACGGGCUCCAGACUACUCCGCCUUGACUCGCAGCAGCAACGAACCACUGGCAUGUGGCAUGAUGUUGCACUGCUUAUUCCUGCUAAAAGGGCACAGCUGUAAUAGAGUGGGGCAGUCGGGAGUGCCAGGAGCGCCGGGGACUCAAGCCUGCGGACGAGCCACGCGCGUCCCUCCGCACUCUGCCACACUGCAAAACUGGCCACACAGAGGGCACACGAACGGGGAUGCCAGGAGCGCGACACGGCCUCGGCGCUUCGUGUGGCGAGGAGGCACAGACAAAUCGACCCAAGGGCCGUGGCCGCGUCCCACUCCUACGUUGCGGCGCGCGCAUAUGUAGGCAGCCAUGCUGCGGAGCUCGCCUGAACUUCAGCUGCAAAGGCUGGUGGUGGCGAGGCGCCAGGUGGCAGUAGCCAACGCCAAGGCUGUGGAGUUCCAGUUGAUGACUCCAAUUACAUGCGGCUCCAAUAAAGACCCAUAUAAUGAGGUGGAGCAUGUGCUGCUGCAAGUGCUGAGACAUCAUGACCCGGAGCUGAUUGAGAGCUGUGUGUGCGGCAAGCAAGCCGGUGGCGACCGACCUGAGAACAUCCACACGUUCGGCCCAUGCCCAGUGGCCUGCCUGUGGUGGGGCGAGCAAGUGGUGGCGGCGGCGGUUCUGCACCUCAACCGGCCGCCGCCCACUUCAGCAUCGUCCGGUGUCCGUGGUAGCCCCCACCUGCAGGUCAUCCUGCAAGGUACGGAAACGUGGUUCCAGAAGCGGUACAGGCUGGGGCGGCUGCUGGUGAGCUGCAUCAUGCAGACCGCCGUUGAGGCGGGCCACACGUACAUCACCGCCCUGGUGCCGGACGACGAACACGCCCUGUUUUGGGCGCGCGUGGGGUUCCGUCGCCAGCCGGUGGCCAACAUUGCCGAGCUGCCAGCGCUGCACGCCACCCUGGAGCAGAGCCGCAGGCAGCAGGGUCUGGUUAGCGGCGCCAGCGUCUGGUACGCGGAGUUGCCGGCGAAGGCCAUCGCAGAUGCACAGGUGUGUGAAAUUGCAAGAAGUCCGCAGCUGCAGAUGCUGGCAACGGCUCAGGAGUCGUACGACGCCCAGCCGCAGCACGAGCCGCAGGCGCCUGCAACGGCAGGGCAGGCGCCGCCGCAGCAGCAGCAGCAGCAGCAGCAGCAGCAGCAGCAGCAGCAGCAGCAGCAGUGGCCCGGCGGCCAGCCGCCGCGAGGCGCCAUCCAUGGUAUGGUGGGCGCGGUGGCUACUGGCGCCGUGAUUGCUGCUGGCGUUGAGCCUCUGCCGCAGCAGGCACUCCCGCGCGAGGCCAGCACUACUACUGAUCAGUCGCAGCAUGACAUGGAUGACCGGGCGCUCCAGCAGGCGGGCGCCGACCAGCCGGACCAACAGCAGGCUGCGUGCACGUCGGGCGCCGCGUUGCAGCAGCGGCACGAGGUGGUGGCGCAGCAGCAGCAGCAGCAGCAGCGGCGGCGGCACCAGGCAACCGCGUCAACAGGUGCUGCGGCUGCAAGUGGCGACCGCUCUGUCAGCGGGGCAGCAGGCGCCAGCAACAGCAGCGCCGAGAACUCCCAGCCGCUGCAGCGGCCAGGGGCAGCAGCAGGCACGCAGCCGGCCGUGGGCAUUACUGUCUUCCCACUGUCCAGCAGGGGCAACAGGGCCCCCUGUAACUUGUGGUGCGAAUACGCACGCAAAGCUUUCCCGGCACAGGCGGAGGCCCUUGAGAAGGCAGUUAAACUACAUGGCCGCCGGGGGUGCUGCCGUACGCAGCAGAUUACGCUGCACUACCGGGCCGGCGGCCUCCUAGACGGCGAGCUCCACGCGUACACCCAGGCUGAACUUGCGUAUGACGGUGGUACGUUCAGGAUAAACGGUCUAGGGGAGCUCAGGCAGCAGACCGCUGCCAUGCUCAAUGAGCUGGCAGUGCUGCCAAACGACGGCGGAGUCGUGAUACAGGCAACCGCAGCACCUGCAGCAGAGAAGCGGCAGCCGGCGGCUGAGCGGCCGCGCACGCGGCUUCAGCAGCAACGGCCCGGUGUGGGGCAUCAGCGGGCGCGGCAGCAGCUGCAGGCCGCGGAGGAAGCGGGCACUGACGACGGGGAUGCAGAGUCUGCUGACGAACAAAGCGGCGAUGAAGCCUCAGCACGGCAGGAGCCGGAGGAGAAUGCUAUCGUCCUCAGGCAGUGCUACGUCACUACGCAUCGCCACGCAAUAUACGUGCGGUGGCCGUUAGUACUCCUGCUGCUAGGGCCGGAUGCUGCGGUCGUUGGGGCGCCCGGCGUGCCGCUGUACGACAGCAGUACGGGGCAAGAGAUUUCUGGCGCCGCGCUGCAGACGAAGAGUAGCACCUCUCGCAAGCAACAUGGGGAUGCAACUGGUCUGGGCCGCUGGCUGGAUGAGCAUGACGCCGAAGAGAAUGACCAGCUCUUGUUCAGCACCGAGCCUGGCCCGCCAACAGCGGCAGCGGCUGAUGGCGCCGGCGGCAGCGCUACCACAGGCGCCCCUAGCAGGCCGCGCAUUUACGUCGCCCUGCGUCGGGCUCAGCGCCGCCGGCGGGGCCCGCAGGCUGGCAAUGGGGUCGCUGCGAGGGCUAUGCAGCACCGGGGCCGUGGGGCUGCAGCGGAGGCACACGACACACCAUCAGCCGACGACGUGGAGCCGGCGAGUGACACCGAUGAGGUUGUGGACAGUUCGGACGAAGAGGCAGACGAGGACGAGGUCGUGGAGGUUUCGGAGGAAGAGGCAGAGGAGGACGAGUGCUCCGGCUCAUGCGAGGUGCCCUACAAAGCAAGGAUUCACCAGUUUGCAACCGGGUACGUCGGACAGCUUUUUGGGCGCAAGGCAGCAGUCGGCGGCUUCAUCCCCGGCGGCAGUACCAAGCGCACCUCAGUUCCGCUGCGGGUGCCGUCGCGCCAGCGGCAUUUGGCGCCGGCCGCGAAGCUGACAACACGCGGCGCGCGUGACGGUCAGGCAACCGCAAGGUGGUACGUGAAAGGCGUGAGCAGGUGGCUUCAGGAGGUGGGCCCCGCGGACACCGUGUGCUUUCGGACGGUUUGGAAUACUGAGAAUGGGGCCAGCGGCCGUCUGGAGGGCAGCGGGCGGCGCGUGGUAGCUGUCGAGGUCGCUGUACCUGCGGCGGCAGCAGAGGGCUCCGCAAUACCCUCUGACGCUGAAGCACACAGCGCGCACGACGUCUCUAACGGGUAUGACAGCGCGCACGACGUCGGGUAUGACAGCGUGCACGACGUCGGGUAUGACAGCGAUAUGGCGGCCGCUGAGGCAGCGGAAGCAGGGGCGGCGGCGGCGGGGGCAGCUGAGGCAGCCAGACCAGAAGCGGCGGCCGCAGCAACGGCACGAUCUGCUGAGCUCGUCCUGACAGCGUCAGCAGCUGCCUAUGAGAGCGAGUGCAUUGAUUUGGCUUCCCCGCUAAUGGCCUCCUUGCUGGGCCCGGAGUUGACGGCGAAUGGCGGUGCCGUGCACCACCCGCUGCGUGACGCUGCUUCUGGCGAGCUCAUUGUUGACGCGCGGCUGACCAGAUGCCGUGGUGGCGCACCCACGCGCCGUUGGUCGAUCGCUGGUGCGGGCUUUGGCGCGUGGCUGCAUGCGCGCAAGGCCGUGAAGGAUGACCGCCUUGUGAUGGCCGUCAGCGACGAUGCGGCCGCCGCAGCAGGCAGCAGCGACCCCGCGUUCGGGCCUCCAGUCAACGUGGAGCUAAGACGCGGACCAGCAGCGCAGGACGUGCGUGUCGACCAGCGACAACGCAAGCGUGCCACGCGGCCAGCAGAGCAGCGGCAGGAGCCGUUGCAGCCGCUGCCGGCGCCCGUACUGCAGCAGACACCGACCCCGGUGGCUGCUGGCCAGGCCCACGCUGAAAAUGCGGCUGCUGCGACAGCGCCGGUCGCCGCAGCAGCAGCCGCUGGCACACCUGGCGCCGCUGCUGCUGCUGCGGUCGGGGCCCCCGGAGCCGCAGGGCCCUCUGCUGCCGCCGAGGAGCAGCACGACGUGGCAGCAAGUGGUGUCGGCGCCAGCGGCGGGCGUGCGGGUGAGCGUACUGCCGGCUCCCUCCCCAGGUCUGCACGCAUUCCCCUCCGCUCGGUGAUUCAGGGCGAGGGCCCCGCUGUGGGCAGACCCGCAGGCGGUGCAGCGGUCGGCGAUGCACCAGCGCAUGCACAGGCAGCUCCAGGCACGGUCGCCGCAUUGGGCGCGGCUGCCGCGGCCGCAGGCAGCAAGUGCGGCGCUUGGGAGGUGGAUACCUUGCCUGCAUUCAGCGGCCAGCAGCAGCAGCAGCAGCAGCCUGCGGCGACAGCUGCAGCCAUGGAGGUAGGCGCGAGCAGCGACCACGAAGAUGGCUUCGGGGCGGCAGAGCCGCCCCCAAACGCUGCGGCGGAUGCAGUCCCAAGAACUUGGGGCGAGGCAGGCGCAGCGGGAGCAGGUGUCGCUGCAGUUGGCGCACACAAUGACGCUCCCACAGCAACAAUCCCGCAAUUCAGCGAGGGGGGCCUACAGCACCUGCAAAAGCGCAGACGGCUGGGCCAUCCGCGGGGUCAGCCGCAGCAGCCGCACCCGCAGCAGUACCACCACCAGCCGCUGGCGCCUGCGCCGCACGUUGCGGCGUCUUUUCGGGUUGCAGAGCCUUCAAUGCCAGGGCCGGGCUUCCAACCCCCACGGCUGCAUGUUGCGGAUUGUGAUGAAGGCGCGAGGGGGUAUGCAGUUACGGGCGCGGCCGCAGCAGGCGGUGGAGGCGCGUGUGCUGCUGUCGCAGGCGAGCCCAACACAAGUGUGGGGCAGGCCGCGCAAGCGGAUAUCCCGCAGCAGCAGCAGCAGCAGCAGCAGCCGACAAUCAUUGCUGAAAUGCCUCUGCAGCGCGUCUGGCGCCCAGUUGACACGUAUGAGCCGCCGCCAGCAGCAGCAGCCGGAGAGGAGCAUCUGCCGUGGCAGGCUGUUGCUAGGGCGGAUGCUACCGGGGCCGAGGCGCUUGUAACUGCCAGCGCGGCAGCAGCGACGUCAGCAGCAGCAAUUCAGCCCUUCGCCGCAGCAGCACAAGCCACGGCACCACCAGCUGAUGGCCACCCUUUUGGCGCGCUGGCAGGAGAGCCCGACGGCGAUGAGUCCGCAGCAGCUCCUGACGCAGACAUGGAGCCUGAUGCUGCCACAGCGGCCGCGGCUGCUGCGGCCCUGCCCAUCGCCACGCAUCAUGCCACGACGACGGAAGUGGAGGCUAUUUGGGUGCCUGCACCUGCACCGAGUUCGGCGCCGGGAUUUCCAGCGCCCGCCGCGGCGCCCGCCGCGGCGCCAGCAGCGGCGCCAGGAGCGGCGCCAGCAGCGGCGCCAGCAGCGGCGCCAGGAGCGGCGCCAGCAGCGGCGCCGGCAGAUGCAACAACAGCGGCGCCAGCAGCGGCGCCAGCAGCGGCGCCGGCAGAUGCAACAACAGCAGACGCAACGCCGGCAACACAAGCAGCCACUGCUGCGGCUGCAGCAUCGGUACCACCACCAUCACCAGCCGCUGCAAGCGCCAGAGCGCCGGGCGACGACGCACCAGUGACGCAGCUGUCGCAGGCGCUGGCGGUGCAUUACACCGAUGUCAUCAAGUUGCUGCAGGCGGUUGCCAUUGGGGAGCUCUAUGGCAGCCAUUGGGGAGCUCUAUGGCAGCCAUUGGGGAGCUCUAUGGCAGCCAUUGGGGAGCUCUAUGGCAGCCAUUGGGGAGCUCUAUGGCAGUCAUUGGGGAGCUCUAUGGCAGCCAUUGGGGAGCUCUAUGGCAGCCAUUGGGGAGCUCUAUGGCAGCCAUUGGGGAGCUCUAUGGCAGCCAUUGGGGAGCUCUAUGGCAGCCAUUGGGGAGCUCGACGGACGACCGGCAGCCAGCGCCACCACGCCCACCGGGCAGUGCUGCCUCUGGAGGUGCUACAGCGGUUCUGCGGCGCCCGCAAGGGCUGGACCAUCACGAUGGACACUGAGCGCGUGGAGGUAGACAAUGGCGUGGCCGGUGCCGUGGGCGAGGCCGCGGCGGCACCUGCACCACCGGCCGCUUACAUGACGACAAUGCAGGUGCAGUCCGAAGACGUGAGCGCGACGGCCACUGGCAAGGUGGCGGCGGACAAGGAGACGGCCCGGCAGCUGGCGGCGGCGGCCUGCCUGCAGUUACUGCGCGUCCGGCCGGAGGACCUUGGGCCGCAGCCGACACCGCAGCAGCCGCAGCAGCGAUCAUCAUCACCGCUAGAGAUGCCAGCAGCAACGGCAUCAACGCCGCCGCACCAGCAGGAGCAGUCGCCAACCGGCGGUAGGGCUGCGGCUGCGGCCAUCCCAGGCUCAGCCCACGGCAGCGCCGCGGCGGCGGCACCACAGAACGGGCCCCGCCUGCCGGACACGGCACCGCCACCAGCAGAACCACUUGCUUGCCCGCUUCUGGCGCGCAUGCCGCCGGCAGGGACACAGAACCCGCAGCAGGGGCAGCGCGGCGCGACGCCGCAGGCGGCCGCAGCGGACACGGCUCCAGUCGCUGAGCGACAGCAGGGCGCAGCAGGCGCUGCCCAGGCUGAUGGCGCCGGUGGCAGUGGCGGCGCGGCGGCGGCGACGGCGGCGCCUGCUGCAGGAUCUCCACAACAGCCUCCUCAGCACCAUCAGCAGCACAACCCGCCUCAAGCCUACCAGCACGGCUACACACAGCCACCGCCUCCCAACCAGCCGCAGCCUCCGCCGCCGCAGCACGACCCGCGCUUUGCCAACCAGCACAACUAUCCACUGCCACCGAACGUGUGGUCCUACCCGCCGCCGUGCGGCACCUACUUUAUGCCGCCUCCGCCGCAGUACCCAGGCCCAGCGCCGGCAUCGUUGGCACAUAUGCCUGCUGGCGCGCCUAGUGCUGGCGCCCCAAGCGGUGGUGACGCAGGUUGCGCAGCGCGAGCGGCCGCGCCACCGAUGCCCAUGCCGCCGCAUCCCAGCGCUUACCCUGCGGGCUACUACUGGGCGCCGCCGCCCCAUUCCAUGGCAACGCCAGGCUAUGGCGGACCCUACGCGGGCUAUCCGCAAGCCCCGCCCGGAGCCUGGGGGGCGCCGCCGCCGCCGCCGCCGCCAGCCAGCGGCGCGCAGUGGCCGCAGGGGCCAUGGGCGCCCUACCCGCCGGCGCCAGCACCACCGUCGGCGCAGUAAUACGGUAGCUUUCUGAAGUAGGUCGUCUCUGUAUGUUGAGCGAGGGCUGCGGCCGCUGGCCCAGCAGGAAUUGUGACAUGAACGGGGCAGUUGCUGGGAAGGCAUGCAAUGUUUAUGUUGCGGAGUGUGCUUAGUCUUACUAUUGGCGUGUCCCGUGCAAGUUGCGGCUUGUCAGGACACUUGCAGGCCGCAGUUUGGGUUGUGUGAGUGCUGUUGACUGGUAGGCUGCGGCAGCCGCGUAGUCAAGCCGGUGUCAGAGGUACGGUAGACGCACACAGAUGUAACAUGAUGGUUGCAUGAGGCGUCGUGGGAAUACACGACAGCUUGCAGUGUAUACCGUGCAUGUGGCACUCGCAGACUUGUUACAUGGUGGUACAGACGAGCUAUCGCUGCAUAUAACUCUGAGGCAUCGCAUAUCAUCAGCAACCCACAAAACAACAGCGCCAAACAUCAUUAUCC